CCUGUUUCACGUAGGAGAGAAAUUAUGAUGUGAUUAUCGGAGGGUACUGGGCACCUUAUGGUUUAGACAGCUGUUCAUUCAUUUCCACCUGCUGAAUGAACAGCGGUGACGUCCCAGCUGCGCCGUUUGCCCGUGUAUGAGAGGAAGCUCGAGGUUCCCGGUGCAACCAUGCCUGUCUCCCUGCUGUGGGCCGUGGAUGUGUACGGGCGGGUCUACAGCCUGUCCACGGCGGGGCAGGUGUGGGAGCAGUGCCGUGAUGCCCAGAUGGAGUUCAAGCGGGUGACGGCAGCUCAGCAGUGUUGCUGGGGCAUCGCCUGCGACAACAGCAUCUACCUGAACGUCCACGCUUCUGACCUGUCGGUCCGCUACCAGGAGGAGACCUACGAGAAUCAACGAUGGAAUCCUGUCGAUGGUUUCUCAGAGCGUUUGCUGCCAAGUGACCGCUGGCAAUGGAGUGACGUCACAGGUCUGCAACAUCAACCUCUGGACAGCUUCCAGCUUCCCUCAAGCAGCUGGGAGUGGGAGGGCGACUGGUACGCAGACGAAAACUUUGAGGGGGAGCCCACAGAGAAAGGGGGAUGGACCUACGCCAUAGACUUCCCCGCCACUUACACCAAAGACAAGAAGUGGAACUCCUGUGUCCGUCGCAGGCGAUGGCUCCGCUACAGGAGGUACAAAGCCAUGGACACCUGGGCUAAGAUCCCCUCGCAGCAGACGUCUCUACCAGAUCCUUUCAGCGACAUCAGCUGUGGAGGCUGGGAGAUCAGCGAGGAACCCAGAGGUCGGCUGUCACUGUGGGCUGUGUCUCUGCAGGGCAAGGUGUGGUUCAGAGAGGGGAUCUAUCAUCAAAAUCCCGAGGGCUCUUUUUGGGAGGAGGUUCCUCUCCCCGGGGAGGUGGUCCAGAUCAGCUGUGGCCCAGGAGAUCUGAUCUGGGCGGUGCUGUGGGAGGGGCAGCUCAUUGUCAGGGAGGGCAUCGGCAGAGACUGCCCCAAAGGUACCUCCUGGGCGGUGGUGGACUCUCCCAGUCCUGACAUGGGUGUCACACAUGUAGCCGUGGGGGUCAACGUUGUUUGGGCUUUGACCAAAGACAACAAAGUGUGGUUCAGACGUGGCGUGAACUCCCACAACCCCUGUGGCUCCGGCUGGAUCAGCAUGGUGGGAGAAAUGAUCAUGAUCAACGUAGGACUCAACGAUCAGGUGUUGGCUAUCAGCUGUGAGGAUCGGGCGGUGUACUUCCGACAAGGAGUGACCUCUAGUGAACUGAGUGGGAAAACCUGGAGGAUCAUCAGCGUCCCUCGUGACAGAGACAGAUCCCACUCCAGUGCCAGUGCAAGCAGCCUGCAUAGUGCUGGAUGUUACUUCAGUGGUGAGGUGCGUGCUCCGUCAGCAGCGAGUGAUGUGGAGUCAGACACAGAGAAAGGAUCAACAGAUGGAGCUAGCGGCCUUGUCGCCUCUACCGUCCCAGAGUCCUUUGUUGAUGCCCCCACAGACCACUCCGACCAAACAACUGAGACCCCCAAACCCCGCAUCCCUAAAGUCACCAGCGACAGCUUCAUAUCUGAACUCGUCUCUGACCGAGAACCAGGAAAGACCUCAAGAGAGGGUGCUCCGGCUGUUCUGGAGGAGGAACUCAUCUCAGGAGAAGAAGAGAACAAAGCCCCAUGUGCUGGUGUAGCUAUUUCCCCCAGCCAGUCGGGAGGUCCUCUGGACCCCCAGUGGAGUAACGUGGAUCUGGAAGAGGCACAGGCCCAGCAGGCCCCCACUGGGGCAGUGGUGGACUCAGCAGAUACCUGCAGCUUGUCUUCAGUGGCCACGUACACUCUGGCCAUGGAGGAUUCGUACGGGACAGAUGAGCACCCUCUGUGGGCAUGGGUUAGUGCAGGCGGCUGCUCGGUGGACAGUCACUCCCAACUCAACUGGUUCAACUGCUCCUUGAACGCCUCAUCUUUGGUCCAGUCAGUCCAGUCCAUGAGUCUGUCUGUGACUCCAGCCCAGACGGCAGCCUGGCGUAAACAAAUCUUUGAGCAACUCAGUGAGAGGACCAAAAGAGAGAUGGAUAAUUUCAGACAUUAUGAACAAGCCAUAGAACAGUCUGUGUGGGUGAAGAAGGGAACCAUGCAGUGGUGGAGAGACUGGAAGCCACACAAGUGGAUCGAUGUUCAUUUUGCUUUGGAGCAGUUCUCAGGACCAGAGGGCAACAAGGACGGCAUCCUCUUCAUCUAUUACAACUUUUAUGAGGAGAAAAAGUACCUUCAUGCCUUCAUCAACGAGGUCACCAUCCUAGUUCCUGUGCUAAAUGACUUCAAACACAGUUUUGCCAUCUACACUCCAGAGCGGACUAAACAGAGGUGGCCAAUCAGAUUAGCAGCAGCCACAGAGCUAGAGAUGCAUGAUUGGCUGGCGUUGUUGAGUGUCUCAUGCUGUGACUCCAGGGGGAUCCAGGGUCCUCCCUCCAAACAAGCCAUAUGGUCCAUCACUUGUAAAGGGGACAUCUUUGUCAGUGAGCCCUCUCCUGGUCUGGAGGCCAUGCCCUACCCCACACCCUGCGACCAGAUGUUCUGGAGGCAGGUCGGAGGUCACCUCCGUGUGGUGGAGUGUAACAGUGUUGGCAUAGUGUGGGGGAUUGGCUAUGACCACACUGCCUGGGUCCAUACCGGGGGCUACGGAGGAGGCUUCUUCCAAGGACUGGCCAGCAGCACAGAUAACAUUUACACACAGGUGGAUGUCAAGAGUGUCUACAUCUAUGAGAACCAGAGGUGGAACCCCGUCACUGGCUACACUAACAGAGGGCUCCCCACAGACCGCUACAUGUGGAGUGACGCAUCAGGACUACAUGAGUGCACAAAGAUAAAUAUGAAACCCCCGUCCCCUCAGUGGGCAUGGGUGUCUGACUGGGCAGUCGACUACAGUGUGUCCGGGGGAACAGACAGAGAAGGCUGGCAAUAUGCAGCUGAUUUUCCAGCGUCAUAUCAUGGCUAUAAAACAAUAAAGGACUUUGUGCGUCGCAGGCGAUGGGCCAGGAAAUGUAAAUUGACCACCACAGGACCCUGGCAAGAAGUUCCCCCAAUAUCACUGAGUGAUGUGACCAUCCUGCCUUGUACAGCUCAGAGCAGUGUGGACGUGGUUCCUCUGUGGGCGAUCAGCAACAAGGGAGACGUGCUCUGCAGACUGGGAGUCACCGCACUGACACCCGCUGGAUCCUCGUGGCUCCACGUGGGAACUGACCAGCCUUUCAAGUCCAUCUCCAUCGGAGCUGCCAGCCAGGUUUGGGCCAUCGCCAAGGAUGGUUCUGCCUUUUACAGGGGAUCUGUCUCUCCACAGAGCCCAGCAGGAGACUGUUGGUACCACAUCCCGUCCCCGGCCAAACAGAAGUUGAAGCAGGUGUCUGUUGGGAGAACAUCAGUCUGCGCUGUAGAUGAAAAUGGUAACCUGUGGUAUCGGCAGGGUGUGACCCCCAGCUACCCUCAAGGCUCCUCCUGGGAACACAUCUCUAAUAAUGUGCGCAAGGUCUCUGUAGGGCCUCUGGACCAGGUUUGGAUCAUAGCAGACAAGGUGCAGGGCAGCCAGAGUCUGAGCUGUGGAACAGUGUGCCAUCGACUCGGAGUCCAACCUCUGGAGCCUAAAGGACAGUCGUGGGACUACGGCAUCGGGGGUGGAUGGGACCACAUUACAGUGAGAGGGAACUCCAUGGAGCCGCCCCGCAUCUGUCUUCCCUCUCUGACAGCCCCACCCUCUCAGAGCCCGCUCCCUGUCAGGACCGCGGAGGUCAACGGCAAUGCUGUGGGAUGCUAGAAACACAUAUAAACACGCACAAACUGCACAUAGCCAUCCUAAACUAUACGAUCUUUGUAGUUAUAUGUACUUUGUAGUAUGUAUUUAAAAGUACUUCUAAUUUAAACACUGAAGUAGCAGCGAUAUUUCAAAUCUAAACUCUAGAGCUCAGUUAACAGUCUUAUAGCUGAGCUGCUUCUGUCUCCUUUUCUCUGAAGACAAUUUUUAAUCUCUUGACCCGAAUGUUUUUACCAAGCUGUACAGGCAUUUCUGUCCGUCUUUGCUGUUUGUCUGUGGUCACUGACACUGAACUCGAUGGUCUUAAUGCAUUUUUUCCUUAUUUAUUCACCAGACUGUGAUGUUUCUGUUGGUUUGUGUGGUGUCUGUGCAUAUAGUACCUCAUGUAAGGUCAAGAUGAACGUGGAACAAUGAUGUUUUUAUGAGUUGCUUGGGGGGUUUUUUUAAGGGAAAAAUUUGUGUACUUAAAUUACAGUUGCUUAGCUGCUGAACUCUCAGCUCCACGGCUGGUAUUAUAUACAGAAAUUUAAAAAACAAACAAACAAAAAAAAAAAACGCUGUUAUUAUUAGCCAGCAGGCAACAUAUUGUUAAUGGCUCAUUGGCCACCUAUUUCAAACAGUAAAUCACUUCCUGCGUCUUACCAUUUUCAAAAUCCAGGUCGCUCCGUGAAACUAGUCUCGCAUAGCCAGACCUAUCUUCACAUUUCAUUUUAGUGCUGUGCAAGAAAUAAUAACCUCCGAGCAAGCAACCGACACACUAAUGUCUUUUAAGCAAAAGUUCCACUAAAAAAAAGUUCCGUCAAUCAUUAUUUUGUAAGCGCACCGUUGCUGCCUCUGGGCUCAGUGCCACCCAAGACGAGUAUGUUUCGUUUAAAGAAAUACAAACAACUCUUUUUUCCCCUUUAGUGCUUUCUCUAGAAAUUGCAGUGUUUGACAGGUCUGGCUUUGCAAGACUACACAUGUUCCAGCAGAGUAAAUCCUGAUUACUGGGAACAGAAGAAAAUGAUAACAGGAUAGAGCUGGCAGGAUGGGCCGCUUCUAAUUUUUGCUAAUCUGACACAUCUCUGUAAUUUCAUACCAAAGACUGCAGAACAACAUGAUGCACAUCCAUCUAUCCCCCAUUGGUUUCUAAUGUCACAGGGUACUGAAGGGAAUUUUUGAAGCCUAAUAUUGGGUUUAAUGCGUGCAACAAUCCUGCCAGUCGUUUGGAGCCAGAUAAUCCAAUUCAGGGUGAUGUGGUAGAACCUGUGUGAGGCUGAAGCAACCCAAGUGUGAUAGGCUGAGACAUCUGUAGAUCAAGGCAAGCACCUCAAAACUUCUCUGUAAGCUUUCGUCUGUUUUACUGAUGCAACUGAGACUCUA
Molecule: messenger RNA, 5151 nt
Organism: Epinephelus fuscoguttatus (brown-marbled grouper)
Lineage: Eukaryota; Metazoa; Chordata; Actinopteri; Perciformes; Serranidae
Gene: tecpr1a
Product: tectonin beta-propeller repeat containing 1a
Exons: 24
Coding region: 169-3792 (1207 amino acids)
Cellular component (GO): membrane
Source: RefSeq, a predicted model, not a curated record